Molecule: messenger RNA, 4132 nt
Organism: Ictalurus furcatus (blue catfish)
Lineage: Eukaryota; Metazoa; Chordata; Actinopteri; Siluriformes; Ictaluridae
Product: plexin-A2-like
Exons: 12
Coding region: 1090-3741 (883 amino acids)
Biological process (GO): semaphorin-plexin signaling pathway involved in axon guidance; negative regulation of cell adhesion; regulation of cell shape
Cellular component (GO): semaphorin receptor complex
Molecular function (GO): semaphorin receptor activity; protein binding
Source: RefSeq, a predicted model, not a curated record
GUGGGAUGGGGUGGAGCCUGGCUCUGAGUGUUUAUUACUGAGCAACAGUCUCGCUGAUUAACUGACGAACAUUACUCCAGAGAGAGAGAGAGAGAGAGAGAGACAGGGAGAGAGAGAGACAGAGAGAGGGACAGAGAGAGAGAGAGAGAGAGAGAGAGAGAGAGAAUGGAGAGAUGUAAAAAUUUCGAGGCAUAAUUAAUUAAUUUACAUGCUAAUUUAAUGACAGGAUUAAUGCACAGUAAGUCGUGUGCACAUGUGUGUGUGUGUGUGUGUGUGUUUGUGUGUGUGUGUGUGUGUGUGUGUGUGUGUGUGUGUGUGUGUGUGUGUGUGUGUAAUGAGGUGCAGACCAUCCCUGCAGUCACAGUUAGUUAAUGAGCGUUCUGCGCUAGCAGGAGUUGGAGGCGAAUGCGUACUCUCUUGCUUUCCGCCUGUCUCUCUCUCGCUCUCUCUCUCUGUCUGUCUCUGUCUGUCUGUCUCACUCUCUCUCUCUGUGACUCUCUCUGUCUCUGUCUCUCUCUCUCUCUCUCUCUCUGUACUGAUUAUAUGGGCCGGACUCCUUAUUAACUGAUUACAUUUGUCUUGUCUCUCUGAUUUAUGCUAGAGAGAGAAAAGGAGGGAGGGAGACAGAGAGCUGAAGGGAAUGAGAGUAAGAAAGAGACAGAAAGAGAGAGAGAGAGCAAGAGAGAGAGUAGAGGGGAGAAUGAAGGGAAAACAGAGUUUUUUUAAUUAAUGAGAAAUGCAAAUCACACCGCUCGAAGAAAAAAAAACAGCAGAAAAUGAGAUUAUGUUGCGCAUAUGUUUGGCUAAUUGUCAGAGAAAUAUGUGCAUAAUUGUGGAAGCUGAAACAGUUACCUAAUCUAAUCACGUGUAAAUGUCAGCGUAAACGAGGUCCGGGGUACAGGGACUUCACUCCUGUCCAGUGUCUUGAGAAGUUUGUAAAUGUCAUGUGUCUGAUUGUCUGAUUCUUUCUCUCCUCUCAGGCCCAUGAUGUGACCACCAGACAGAUUCUUUCACCCAGUCCACCUGUAGAAGGAGAACAGAAGGACAGCUCCAGUCUUUUCCUGUGAAAUUGACCUCCGAUCUCUGAGAAUGGAGGAACACGACGACGCUGGACUCGGCCGUCCAGAGACAAAACUUCCGUUUCUCAUCUGCUUGUCUUCCAUCUUCUUGCGUGCGUGCUCCGGUCAGACGCUUAACGUCUUCCAGUCUGAGAGGCCCGAAUGGAGCCUGAGUCACCUGGCCGUCCACCAGUCGAGUGGUGCGGUGUACGUUGGCGGAGUCAACCGCGUGUACAAGCUCUCGUCCGAUCUGGCGCCACUGGUCACGCACAACACCGGGCCGGAGCUGGACAACCAGGCGUGUUAUCCUCCUCUGAUCAUGCAGCCGUGCUCCGAGCCGCUCGCCAGAACCGACAACGUCAACAAGCUCCUGCUGGUGGACGACCUGCACGGCCGCCUGCUGGCAUGCGGGAGUCUGUACCAGGGCGUGUGCAAAAUCCUGAGGCUGGACGAUCUGUUCAUCCUGGCCGAACCGUCGCACAAAAAGGAGCACUACUUCUCCAGCGUGAACCAGACUGGCAGCACGAGCGGCGUGAUCGUGAGCCGAGACCGUGAGAGAGAUGCCACUCUGUACAUCGGCACGUCCGUCGGCGGCAAACAGGACUACUUCCCCACCAUCUCGAGCCGAAAGCUGCCUAAAGACCCCGAAUCGGCGGCCAUGCUGGACUACGAGCUUCACACCGACUUUGUUUCGUCGCUAGUCAAGAUUCCGUCCGAUACGCUAGCUCUGGUCACGGACUUCGACAUCGACUACGUGUACGGUUUCUCCAGCGGCAACUUCGUGUACUUCCUGACCGUGCAGCCGGAGACGGAGACCCCCGGAGAGCUCUUUUACACCUCGCGUGUGGUCCGGCUCUGCAAAGGCGACGAUAAGUUCCACUCGUACGUCUCCCUGCCGGUGGGCUGCGUGAAGAACAGAGUGGAGUACCGGCUGCUCCAGGCGGCGUUCCUGGCUAAAGCCGGGAGCGUCAUGGCCGCCGCGCUGAACAUCACCGAACGAGACGACGUGCUCUUCGCCGUAUUCUCGAAAGGACAGAAGCAGUACCGGAGACCGUCGGACGACUCGACGCUCUGCGUUUUCACCAUCCGGGAUAUUAACGCGCGGAUCAAAGAGAGGCUGCGGUCGUGCUAUCAGGGGGAAGGAAACCUGGAGCUGCACUGGCUUCUGGGAAAAGACGUUCAGUGCACAAAAGCGCCGGUGCCUAUAGGAGAUGGUUUCUGUGGAUUGGACAUUAAUCAGCCUCUUGGCGGUUCGGAGCUCGUCUCGGGUCUCGCCGUUUACACAGAGACAUCUGAGCGUCUCACCGCCGUGUCUGCGUAUGUGUACGAUGGCUACAGCGUGGCGUUCCUCGGCACCCGAUCUGGAAACAUCCGUAAGGUGCGUGUAGACGGUGUGUCUGCGUUCCUCUAUGAGACGGUGAAGGUGAUGAAGGACAGAAGUUCUGUUCUUCCUGACAUGGCCUUUUCCCCAGACCACCACCAUCUCUACACCAUGAGCCGCACGCAGGUGGUCCAGAUGCCGGUGGAACACUGUGAUCAGUACAGCCGGUGUGAGGAAUGUUUAAGCUCAGGAGAUCCACACUGCGGCUGGUGUGUCCUCCAUAACAAGUGUGUGAGGCGGGACCGGUGCGAGCACUCUGACGAACCUUUCCGAUUCGCUGAUGAGAUCAGGCGGUGUGUAAAAGUCUCCGCCCACCCGGACAGCAUCGCCGUGUCGGAGCACGCGGUCCCGCUGCUGCUGGAGGUCAGUAAUGUUCCUGACCUCUCCACCGGGGUCACCUGCUCCUUUGGGAGCCUGGCAGAGGUCGAAGGUCACAUCAGCGGGAACAGCAUCAUGUGUCUCUCUCCGACCUCCCGGGACGUCCCUCUGAUCCCCGCUGACCGAGACUGGUCAGUUGUGGAAUUAAAGGUUGUUGCUAAGGAGACGGGUCACAUGGUGGUGAGCACAGAGGUGAAGUUCUACAACUGCAGCACACACAGCAUGUGUUUGUCAUGUGUGAGCAGUGCAUUCCAGUGUCACUGGUGUAAAUACAGAAACACCUGCACACACGAUCCAAACAGCUGCUCCUUCCUCGAGGGACACGUCAAUGCAUCAGAGUUGUGUCCUCAGCUGGUGCGCUCGGGGGAGGUGGUGAUCGUGGCGGGAGACGUGAAGCCGAUCACGCUGAAGGCCCGGAACCUUCCACAACCUCAGUCGGGUCAGAGAGGCUACGAGUGUGUGUUCAACAUCCAGGGAGUGACGCACAGAGUGACGGCGCUGCGCUUCAACAGCACCAGUGUACAGUGUCAGAACCGCUCGUAUGUGUAUGAGGGGAUGAAGGUCAGUGAGCUGGCAGUCGAUCUGUCCAUCGUGUGGAACAACAACUUCAUCAUUGACAACCCUGAGGGAAUUAAAGUGCACCUGUAUAAGUGCAGCGCUCAGAGGGAGAGCUGUGGUGUGUGUCUGAAGGCCGAGCGGAGGUUCUCUUGUGGUUGGUGUGUGAGCGAGGGUCGCUGUACACUGCGUAAACACUGCACUUCACCUGGAGCGCCACACAGCACACACUGGCUCGGACCGAACCAACACCACAAGUGUACACACCCCCGCAUUACUGAGGUUUCCGGUAGAACCCCUCGGGUGACUGUCCUCUUUCGCAGAGUAAUGCGAGUUGCAGUGUUUAUGCAAAUCAGGGUAGGUCAUUAGGAUAUGAGAGAUAAAAGAAUGCUGAUCACAGACACUGUCACUAUGACAAACUGUAGCAAUUCCAAUCCGCAGUGUGUUUACAGUUUGCAGGUUUGUUGGUUUAUUAUAUUUUAAUUACUCAGGUUCCUAUAAAACAGUUUUCUAUUAUUCUCCCAUUACAGCCUCUCCCACAGUCCUGUUUUUACAGCUCAUAUCCACUUCCUCUUAAAUGCCUUUACAGAACCGCCAUUCUUCAACAGAAGUCUGUUUUAUGCCCUGUGUGUGUGUGUGUGUCUGGGUGCACGUUUUACACGUUCCCUUCUCUACCACAUCCCUUAAUUGUUUCCCAUAAGCCUCUUUUCCUCUGCACCUGUGCUGUAAUUAAAUCGAGUGCAAAUUAGAGCGAGUGUUC